AAUUACAAAGAAGAAUCUGGGAGAUGUUUUGAUGUAAAGAGAAACAUUGAUCAUCCGCUGAACUCAUGGUCUCUUUUCCUCUUGGAUUUAAUUGUCAUGGAUUUAUUAGAAGAUUGUAUUUGCGUAUGAUUGGAAUUUAAACCUACCUUUGAAAUAAGAAGAGAAAUGAACAGAAAUCAGUUUAAUUCUAAUGUAUUAAGUUAUCUGAAUCUAAUGCGACAUGACUGAGUGAUUCUGGAAAGAUCUGAAGUUUAAUUUGUGUUACAGGAAGUGUACAAUCUCUCCGUCGUUUCAUUUCAUGUUAUUUAAUCCCGAAGAGAAUUCCCAAACAUCAGGAACAUCAGGAAGGUGCUUCCCAAAGGCCCGUUUGUGUCUUUCACUUCAGGAAAACUCUGGAAAGAAUUGAUGUUUGAAGUGUGUCAUUGAAUGAAGAACAUCUUCUCCAUAAAUCCGAAAUGAAGGAAAAAUCCAAGAAUGCUGCAAAGACACGAAGAGAAAAAGAAAAUGGAGAAUUUUAUGAACUGGCGAAACUGUUGCCGCUGCCGUCGGCCAUCACAUCCCAACUGGACAAAGCGUCCAUCAUCCGGCUGACCAGCAGCUAUCUGAAGAUGAGAUCCGUGUUCCCCGACGGUCUCGGGGACGCGUGGGGUCAGACACGUGUCAGUCCUCUGGACAUCAUGGCAAAAGAUCUCGGAUCUCACCUGCUUCAGACGUUGGACGGAUUUGUUUUUGUCGUCGCGUCUGAUGGUAAAAUCAUGUACAUUUCAGAAACGGCUUCUGUUCAUCUGGGUCUGUCACAGGUGGAACUGACUGGUAACAGCAUAUUUGAGUACAUCCACCCGUCAGACCACGAUGAGAUGAGCGCCGUUCUCAGCACACACCAGCCGCUGCACACACACUUCCUGCAAGAGUAUGAGAUCGAGCGGUCGUUUUUCCUCCGGAUGAAGUGUGUUUUGGCGAAGAGGAACGCAGGAUUGACGUGUGCUGGUUAUAAGGUGAUUCACUGCAGCGGUUACCUGAAGAUUCGUCAGUUCAUGAUGGAUGUGUCGCUGUAUGAGUCGUGUUAUCAGGUCGUGGGUUUGGUGGCGGUCGGUCACUCGCUCCCAGCCAGCGGCAUCACCGAGAUCAAACUGCACAACAACAUGUUCAUGUUCCGAGCGAGUCUCGACCUCAAACUCAUCUUCCUGGACAGCAGGGUGUCGGAGUUAACUGGUUACGAGCCGCAGGAUCUGAUUGAGAAGACGCUCUAUCAUCACGUCCACGGCUGUGACGUGUUCCAGCUGCGAUACGCACAUCACAUACUGUUGGUGAAGGGUCAGGUCACGACUAAAUACUACCGUAUGCUGUCAAAACACGGCGGAUGGGUCUGGGUCCAGAGUUACGCUACGAUUGUUCACAACAGCCGCUCGUCUCGUCCGCACUGCAUCGUCAGCGUCAACUACGUCCUCACUGAUGUGGAAUAUAAGGAGAUGCAGUUAUCUCAGGAUCAGAGCCGCUCCAGACUGUCUCUCUCCUAUAAGAGCUGUCUCAGCGCUCCGCAGGAAUCACGCAAACAACACAAAGCCAAAGCAGGCAAAAUCAAACACAAACUCAAAGUGUCUCCGUAUCCACAGGUGAAACACUGUAGAUCACAGGAUCAUGAAUAUGCUGUUUGUGACACGUUUGUAACAGUGAGCGCUUCAUAUUUGCAGAGCAUGCAGAUGGCUGAUAAUCUGGAGUCUCCUCCAUCAUGGAAGUCGAGCCCUCCAGGCGGCCUGUCGUCCUGUCAGGAGCAGAGCGCUGUCUCACUCUCUCACAUCCCUCUGUCGUACACUCUACCGCUGCACUACCCGUACACACAUGCGCAUGUCUCAACUGACUGCAAAAAGCUGCGAGUGACCCUGAAUGACCCCGCACGAAACGUCUUCUCGUCGCUGCAGUCCGGUGGAGAAACUCCCUGGACGACUGCAGCCUGCAGCACAUACUCAGGUCAGAUGAGUGACAGGAGAUUCACAGGCCAGACUUUCAGAUCUUGCUGUGGGUUUAAAGAGGAACCGUACGAGCUGCAGAGCCGCAGCCAGAAUCACACCUGCGCAGACGACGGCAGAGGGCGAGCAGAUGAACGCAACAGCCCAGCGUCGAGUAAAAGCAGCUGUGAGCGGCUCAGAGCACACGACCUGCACCUGCCGGCACAGAUGGUGUUGCAGCAGCGUCGCAGGCCGUGUGUGACGGACACGACGUACGAAGGCUGCUCAGAUCCUGCCGAAGAGAGUAAUGGCAAACAGCGCACACCCCGACAGCCGGAGCCCAGCGACCCAGACAAGGGUGUUCUUGCGGGAACGGGUCACCCAGCGCAGACGCCCUACGUCUCUUUAAACUUCCAUCAUGUUCUGACCAAACACGCCCCAUUUCCGCCAGCAGCCUAUGCUCUGAGCCACCUGACGGAUAGCUUCGGUUACCGGGGGGAAGAGGUGAACCCGUACCUGUACCGGACACAAAGUCCCACCUCCAGCCCCUCCCCCGAGGGACAUCGUGUUCCUCAUUACAUCGGCACAUCCGUCAUCAUCAGCAACGAAAGGUGAUGCGCUCGUGAUCCAGUGCUGAUAUAUCAGGGACACAAACACCAAAUUAUGACUGACAGUCGGUCGCCAGUUCUGUUCUACCGUUUUAUGCAAAUCGAGAGAUUUCCUGUUCACAUAUAAAGCAACGUCUCCUAAAGGAGAGUUCAAUAGAGCAUCAGGUAUGCAAUAUAUAUUCUAUUUUCUCUAACCGUGCAGUGAGUUCAGCGGGACACUAGAGCCAUUAUAGAUGAACACAGAUGACACUGAAACGUGUUUCUCGAGAUGAACUUUAUAUUUGCUGCACAUUAUGAAUCAGUGAUAUGCAAGUGUGUCCUGCAGACUGACAUCAGACCCAACAAUACUGCUGAUAUUCAGAGCAACACAGUGACCCGAAUACUGUUAAUCCAUGCUACUGUGCCAACAUCCACACAACAGUGACGUAAUGAGGUUAUAACGGACUACAUGCACCGAGCCUCUUGACGUGCUUCCGCUUUGAAAUAAAGCGUCUCGCUAGUUUCCGGUUGUGUUCACAAUGUGCCGUGGUUCCCUAGUUCCUAAAAUUCCCUUAAAAAGAGUGUGAAGAAGAUUUUAAAGUGUACAGCAUCUUCAUAAUUCAUUGGAAUAAAAGUUUUCAAAGCUAAUGCUGUAACCGGAAACGUCUGAGUCGCACUUUACAACGUGGAAGCAGUUGUGCACGUACUCAAUUGUAGACCGCAAAAAAAUAUGAAUUGCACUUCAGAAAUUACAGGUGAAGUUUGUCAUAUCAGUUUUCCCCAAGCCGUGUAGAAUUGGUUGGACAGACAGGUACUCCAACCCCAAACUCACACUAUUGGGUGCGUCACAGAGUCACUAGCUCAGUUCAGAAUGGCACCCAUCAAUACUAGUCUUCAUUUAUAUGCCAAUCUGAACUCCGUUACACUCUUCAGGAAGUCAAACUGCCAAUGGAGUCCUGAUAGUGACUGAUAAUACAUUCAACCAAAAACUAUAUAUCUAUCUAUAACUAUAUAUGGGGCAGCUGUGACGAAGGUGGUAGAGCGGGUCGGCUGCUAAUCUCAGGGUUGGUGGUUCGAUUCCCAGCCCACAUGACUCCACAUGCCGAAGUGUCCUUGGGUAAGACACUGAACCCCAAGUUGCUCCCAAUGGCAGACUAACACCUUACAUGCAGCUCUGCCAUGAGUGUGUGUGUGUGUGUGUGAGAGUGUGUGUGU
Molecule: messenger RNA, 3748 nt
Organism: Xyrauchen texanus (razorback sucker)
Lineage: Eukaryota; Metazoa; Chordata; Actinopteri; Cypriniformes; Catostomidae
Gene: sim2
Product: SIM bHLH transcription factor 2
Exons: 10
Coding region: 456-2561 (701 amino acids)
Biological process (GO): regulation of transcription by RNA polymerase II
Molecular function (GO): protein dimerization activity; DNA-binding transcription factor activity, RNA polymerase II-specific; RNA polymerase II transcription regulatory region sequence-specific DNA binding
Source: RefSeq, a predicted model, not a curated record